Molecule: messenger RNA, 1074 nt
Organism: Plasmodium vinckei vinckei
Lineage: Eukaryota; Apicomplexa; Aconoidasida; Haemosporida; Plasmodiidae
Product: thiamine pyrophosphokinase, putative
Exons: 1
Coding region: 1-1074 (357 amino acids)
Biological process (GO): thiamine metabolic process; thiamine diphosphate biosynthetic process
Molecular function (GO): thiamine diphosphokinase activity; ATP binding; thiamine binding
Source: RefSeq, a predicted model, not a curated record
AUGAAAAAAAAAUAUUUAAAUUGCUUAAAAUACGCUUUUGCUAAAGAUAGGGGAAAUUAUGCUGGGGUUGGGAAUAAGCAUAACUUAACUUUAAAUGAAAAAUUUUAUAUGACACACCGUCGUUUUAGUAAUGAGAAAGGAAGAAAAGAUGAACAUUUUAUUCACGAUUUUGAUUUUAUGGAAUAUUUUUUAUCAAAUUAUGAAGAUCAAUCAAGCCCAAUAUCCAAAAGGGAACAUACAUAUAAUGAAAAUACCAAUGAUAAUGGUAAAUUUAUAACUAUUGUUUUAAAUAAUAUUUUAUGUAAAAAUUCCUCUAAAAUUAUUAACAAGUCAGAUAUAUUAAUAUGCGCUGAUGGAGGUGCUAACAGAUUAUAUAAUUUAUACAAAGAUAUAGACAGACUUGAAAAAACAAAUAAUAUAAAUAACGAUCAAAAUGAAAUAGAAGACAAAUUAUCAAAUUUGUUUAAUAAAACAAUUAAAAGAGAUCAAGAAUUCAAAAAUGAAAUAUCUCAAGUCGAAAAAAAAAAUAAUUUUAAAUAUUAUCCUAAAAUAUUACCAGAUUUAAUUUGUGGUGAUUUUGAUAGUAUAAACAUAAAUGCCUAUAAUUUUUAUAAAAAGAAUAAUGUUUUAUUUGAAAAGUGUGCUGAUCAAAAUAAUACAGAUUUGGAUAAAUGUAUUGAUAAAAUAAAAAAUCAUGUUAAAAAAAAUGAUAAAAUAUUUAUAUUAGGAGCUACAGGAAAUCGGUUUGAUCAAACAUGUGCUAAUAUUUCCUCUUUAUAUAAAAAUCCGUUAAAAAAUAAUUUAUAUUUAAUAGGUGAAAAUAAUUUUUUGUUUUUAUUAAAAGAAGGUAAACAUAUAAUAAAUGUUAAUCCAAAUGUUUUUGAAAAAACAUGUGCAUUAUUACCUAUUGGAAAUAAAUGUAAAAUUAAAACAGAAGGAUUGAAAUAUAACUUGAAUUAUGAAUAUUUAAGUUUUGAUAAAUUAAUUAGCUCAUCAAAUGAAAUCACACAAACUAGUAUAGAAAUUUCCACAGACUUUCCUGUCUUAUAUAAUUGUUAUUUAAAGGACUUAUGA